UAGUAUUCAGUCAAAAGAUCAAACGGUACACCGUCGGUGUCUGUGCAUUUGCAGUACCAUUUCCUACGGUAGACCAACGGUAGCUCAACACGUGGCAGAGCGGCUGUUAAACAGAAGCGUGCUUCGGCUUGGAGAAUCACUUCGGUUAGGCACUUGUAGGCAGUGAUUUUCUUUUUGCCAGGAAGAAUAUCCCCAACCAGGGCAAUGGAUACAAGAAUAGUUGUAUUCAUUAUUGGCACACUGUUCCUGGGAGCGACGGAUGGCGAUAUUUCUCCUAGUGAGCGGUGCAUUCUCCGCGAUCGAACACCGAUCGGACUGUACCACAACGUGGGCAAGUGUUCAUGCGUGAAAGCACGCCAGCAAGCCGUCCAACUGAAGAAUCCCUAUGUACCGGUGUGCACGGUGGAUGGAAAGUUUGCCAGAGUGCAGGUACCACCUACCAAUCAGGGACAGCAGUUUUGUGUCGAUCCUGACUUCACCCGGGUGCUGGAAUUUGGAACAUCGUGCCGUUGAUGAACGGCAUUCGGAAUGAAUUCGGUUAAAUCCCACCGAGACUUCCCUACAUAACUAAAUGCGUUUUUUUUUUGUCAGGAGAAAGUCUACAGCCAGUGCUAUGGAUACAAGAGUAAUCGUAUUUCACUGGGCGAUUCGUAGCUUUCCAUCAACGUCUGUUUACUGGUUACGCUUGACCUUUCCCAUAGCAUUUUUUAACGAGACAUGUAGUCCCCGUUGUUGAUCGAUUAGGUAUACAAGUGCACAGUCUUUGAUUCUUUCUGAUAUAAACAAAUUUUCA
This is a messenger RNA of Paramacrobiotus metropolitanus, 793 nucleotides long. RefSeq lists its product as uncharacterized. The transcript has 3 exons. Lineage: Eukaryota; Metazoa; Tardigrada; Eutardigrada; Parachela; Macrobiotidae. Bases 205 to 513 code for a protein of 102 amino acids. The record is from RefSeq and is a predicted model, not a curated record.